AUGGGGGAAAAGAUAAAUGCGGGGUGUGUGGAAGAUGUGGCAAUAAUUGGAGGAUUGAUUGGAGUCCAAUUUGUCUAUGCAGGGAAUGCUACUAGCCUUCCAGUAUUUAUUCCUCAAAGGAAUCAAUCUCACUUCGCCAGCAAUGGGAACUGCCAUGCCAAACAUUGCCCCAGGACUUAUCUUCAUCAUCGCAUGGAUUUCUGGGCUUUUGCUCUUGGAGAUUUUCCUGCACCGAUGUCCUUGGGUGCAAUGACGUCCUUGUGUGGGGCGUUCAUGACUGCAACUGUUCAGUUACUUGAACACCACAAGCUGAAAACUGGGUGGCUACUUGCAGGUGCUGUGGGUGGAAUAUGCCUGAGCUUCAAUGGGUGGGCACUGAAGAAGAAAGGGCCUGUGUUUGUCUCCAUGUUUAGCCCCAUUGGAACAGUGCUCUCUGUAAUUUUCUCAGUAGUUACACUAGGAGAAAGUAUUAGUAUUGGAAGUGCUGCAGGCAUGAUUCUCAUGUUCACUGGGCUCUACUUUGUUCUUUGGGCCAAAGGAAAAGAAGGACUACAAGGUGGAGAUUGCUUAGAGAGUGAGUUUGACGUAGAGAGGCCUCUUUUAUCUUAA
This is a messenger RNA of Sphenostylis stenocarpa, 609 nucleotides long. NCBI's taxonomy places the organism in Eukaryota, Viridiplantae, Streptophyta, Magnoliopsida, Fabales, Fabaceae. The record is from the annotation of a GenBank genome assembly.